This is a messenger RNA of Erpetoichthys calabaricus (reedfish), 1434 nucleotides long. RefSeq names its product olfactory receptor 52E4-like. The transcript has 4 exons. The record is from RefSeq and is a predicted model, not a curated record. Bases 1 to 1434 code for a protein of 477 amino acids. Lineage: Eukaryota; Metazoa; Chordata; Cladistia; Polypteriformes; Polypteridae. Gene Ontology annotation, cellular component: membrane. Gene Ontology annotation, molecular function: olfactory receptor activity; G protein-coupled receptor activity. Gene Ontology annotation, biological process: G protein-coupled receptor signaling pathway.
AUGCCUUACACCGGUGAGAAGGGACUUAUGCUGGUGAGAAUAGUGAACGAGAUUCUCACUGGCUUUCUCAAAAUGAGUGACACUUGUGAAUAUCCUGCUCAAGCAGUUCGACAGAAGAUGUACAACGUUGUUGGAAACUCAUCAGAUUUUAUUUUGGAAGGCUUCUUCUUCCCACCAGAAGCAAGAGUGCCCCUGUUUUUAUUAACCUUUUUUGGGUAUAUCAUUAUUGUUUCCCUGAAUGGUAUGCUUUUGCUAGUCAUAACUCUUCAUAAAAAUUUGCACGGACCAAUGUAUGUUAUGUUGUGUAAUUUAAUUGUAUGUGACUUAAUCGGCAGCAGUGCACUAAUGCCAAGAUUGAUGUCCGACUUUUUUGUCGAUUUGAAGGUCAUCUCUUUUGGAGCAUGUAUUAUUCAAGCUUUCUGUAUUCAUAUGUACCAUUUUGGAGCUCAGUUGAUACUAGCGGCAAUGGCUUUAGACAGAUAUGUUGCAAUUUGUAAUCCUCUGCGUUAUGCCUCAAUCAUGACACCCCGGACGUUAGUGAAACUCUGCUCGAUUGCCUGGGGAUGCACCUUUGUUAUGGUAGUCGUUGUGUUGUCAAUUACAAUAAGACUUCCAAAAUGUAAAUCGCUAAUUGUACACGCAUAUUGUUUCAACGCAGCUUUAUUUGUACUGGCCUGCGGGGAUUAUUCGGUAAAUAAUAUUUCUGGACUAUUUGUUGCAUAUUUUACAUGUGGUUUGUCUUUUUCAGCAAUUGCUUUCACUUAUGUUAAAAUUCUACUAACUUGUCUGUUCAAAUCACACAUGAAUGCCAAAAACAAAGCUAUUCAGACCUGCGCUUCACAUUUAACGGUUUACAUAAUAUUUGAAACCACUCUUUUAUUUUCAAUAAUGGCCUUGCGGUUCCCUAAUAUUAAUCCAAAUUUAACGAAAUCAUUCGGGGCAGUGAUGAUUACUGCACCCCCUUGUUUGAAUCCUUUGAUAUAUGGAAUAAACACCAAGGAAAUUCGAAAUACUGUUUUGAAAUAUUUUAAGAAGAAAAUAUAUGAAAAUGAGGAUGUGCAGCAAAGUCCACUGCAGCAGGUAAUGAAAAUUGCUGUCUGCAAGAAGGAUGACCAGGAGGACUUUAGCAUUGUCUUGGAGGGUGUGCAAGUCAUGACUGGCUUGGGAAAUCUGACUAGAGCCUGCGAAAUUCUUCUUGGAUUCACAUAUGCACUAAACCUCACCUAUCCCAAACAACUGAGGAACACGUUUGAGGCCUUUCAGAAGCUCUUCUUGGAACUGGAUAUUGCCAAGAAACUGGAGAUUUCAUUCAAAUGUGUCCACUACAGUCUUGAGGGGAAGGGCAACCUGGAUCUAACCAGAAAAGUAAAAGGAGCAGAAGGCCCAGAUACACAACUACACAAGAAUGUAAGUACAUCAGAGUUUGUAGCUUGA